Eutrema salsugineum is the source of this 1509-nucleotide messenger RNA. RefSeq lists its product as uncharacterized. The transcript has a single exon. NCBI's taxonomy places the organism in Eukaryota, Viridiplantae, Streptophyta, Magnoliopsida, Brassicales, Brassicaceae. Gene Ontology annotation, molecular function: zinc ion binding; nucleic acid binding. The coding region runs from base 1 to 1509 and encodes 502 amino acids. The record is from RefSeq and is a predicted model, not a curated record.
AUGGCCCAGUUUAUAGAUAGCUUACAAGAGAUUAUAGCUCGUAAAGUGGAGCGAGCUCAAUAUAGUGGGAUGCAUGACCUGUUGCACUUGUCAGAGCAAGUGGAGCAGCAGAUCAAGCACAAAACCGCCUUGUCAAACAGAAACCGUGCUCCUCAGACCUGGAACGCUAGUAGCUCCAAACCGGUGGACAAAGGAAAGGUUAUAGAAAUCGAUUCACGCUACAAAGGCAAAGCCACCAAAACAGCUAAGACUUCACGUGUGGAGCAAGGUAAGUUCUCUAGUGCGCCUAGAACUCGUGAAAUCAUAUGUUUUAAGUGUCAGGGGAGAGGUCACAUGGCUAGAGAGUGCCCAAACCAACGUGUAAUGGUGUUGCUACCCGGUGGAGACUAUGAGUCUCAAGAUGAGCUCGAUGAUGAGCCAGAUGAUCUCGGAGAAGAAGUAGAGUACCCUGACACGGGAGAUCUAUUGGUGACUCGACGUGUGCUCAGUGUCCUUGUCAACCAGGAGGAGAAGCUCCAACGUGAAAAUUUGUUUCACACUCGUUGCACCAUCCGAGACAAGGUAUGUAACUUAGUCAUUGAUGGAGGAUCUUGUGAUAAUGUUGCUAGCAAGGUUAUGGUGGACAGGUUGAGACUAGAAACCGUUAAACACCCUCGACCAUACAAACUAAAAUGGCUCAAUGACACGACCGAGCUGAAAGUUACCAAUCAAGUCACCGUUCCCUUCAGUGUAGGCAAAUACCGAGAUCAAGUCUUGUCUGAUGUAGUGCCGAUGCAGGCUGGACAUAUUUUUCUAGAGAGACCUUGGCAAUAUGAUCGAGCCACAUUGCACAAUGGACGUACUAACUUCUAUUCAGUCACUCACAAAGACCACAAGUAUAAGUUGGCUCCACUUACACCCUCCGAGGUACAUGAAGUACAAGCUAGAAUGAGCAAGGAGCAGCAGGUAAGUAAAACUAACUUAUAUCUCACUUUUGGCGCCGUUUCAAAAACUUUAAGUGCCAAAGGCACUGUGCUACUAAUGGUCUACAAAGAAUGUUUGAGCGCAGAAAAUAAGGAGUUAGAUAUACCCCCGGAGAUUCAAGCUCUCAUUGAACGAUUCAAGGAUGUUUUCCCUGAUGAAAUACCAGCCGGCCUGCCUCCCAUUCGAGGAAUUGAGCAUCAAAUAGACCUCAUCUCAGGUGCAGCAUUGCCCAACAAGCCAGCUUACAGAAUGAAUCCCGAGGAAAGCAAAGAACUUGAGAGGCAAGUAAGAGAUUUGAUGGACAAGGGCUAUGUGCGAGAGAGCCUCAGCCCGUGUGCGGUCCCUGUGUUGUUAGUGCCUAAGAAAGUUGGCACUUGGAGGAUGUGCGUUGACUGUAGGGCUGUUAACAACAUCACCAUCAAGUACAGACACCCUAUACCUCGUCUUGACGACAUGCUUGAUGAACUAAGUGGUGAAACAAUCUUCUCAAAGGUGGAUCUUAAGAUUGGGUACCACCAGGUGCGAAUGCGUGAAGGAGAUAAGUGA